Triplophysa dalaica is the source of this 5092-nucleotide messenger RNA. RefSeq names its product glycogen debranching enzyme-like. Gene Ontology annotation, biological process: glycogen catabolic process; glycogen biosynthetic process. NCBI's taxonomy places the organism in Eukaryota, Metazoa, Chordata, Actinopteri, Cypriniformes, Nemacheilidae. The record is from RefSeq and is a predicted model, not a curated record. The coding region runs from base 12 to 4736 and encodes 1574 amino acids. The transcript is spliced from 34 exons. Gene Ontology annotation, molecular function: 4-alpha-glucanotransferase activity; amylo-alpha-1,6-glucosidase activity.
CGUCAGUAAAAAUGACCAAACAUAAUAGAUUGUUCACGUUGUUCGGUAUUUUGGCAGCCCGCGCUCUAGUGGAUCCAGAGGCAACCUCCGUGUUUAAAGGGCAUCCCAAAAAAAGGAACGCUAAUAUGUUAGAUGUCAAACAGACCAGAGUGCUACUCCUCAAUGACAUGGAGCGACUGGAGCGCACUUUGUUCCGCCUGGAGCAGGGCUAUGAGCUUCAGUUUCGUUUGGGCCCAACUUUGCAGGGGAAGAAUGUGCAUGUCCACACCAACUACCCAGCGAAAGGGAAGAAGUUCAACAGCUCCAGCUUCCGUCUGCUGGAGUGGAUUAACCCCAGUGGAAGAGAAGAUGACUCAGACAAGUAUUGCAAACUGGACAUGGAGAUAGCGGGAUCUUAUCAGUAUUAUUUUGGGUGUGGGAAUCAAGAAAGGACCGGAAGUGGCUACAUUGUAGUGGAACCAGUGUUGCGGAUUGGCCAUGAGAGGAACAUCCUGCCUCUGGAUUGCAUCACAGUUCAGACCUACCUGGCCAAGUGUCUGGGCCCGCUGGACGAAUGGCUGGAUAGACUCAGAGUUGCCAAGGAAACUGGUUACAAUAUGAUCCACUUCACGCCACUGCAGAAACUCGGCGUAUCCCGAUCCUGCUACUCCAUAGCCGAUCAACUAGAACUGAACCCAGAUUUCUCUCCACCUGGCAAGAACUACACCUGGACGGACGUGGGCAACCUGACCGAGAAACUCAAGAAGGAGUGGAACUUGAUCUGCAUCACAGAUGUGGUAUACAACCACACAGCUGUUAACAGUAAGUGGAUCAGGCUUCAUCCGGAGUGCGGUUAUAACCUGGUCAACUCUCCUCAUCUGAAGCCAGCCUGGUUUCUGGACAGGGCCCUGUGGCACUUCAGCUGUGCCGUAGCGGAUGAAAAAUAUAGCGACAGCUGUGUACCAGCUCUUAUCGAGAAUGAGAAGCACGUUACAAUGCUUCAAGGACUCUUAUGGACGGAGGUUUUCACCCAGCUGAAACUGUGGGAGUUUUUACAGGUGAAUGUUGAGAAAACCGUGGAGCGGUUUAGAAAGAUUCUUCAGUCUGGUGACAAACCACUGGGGCCCGAAUUGGAAAAAAAGCCAAAAUUAAAAAUCGAACAAGGUUUCCAGAACAGACGCUUUAGCAGCACCAUAGACAUGCAAAUCGCCCUGGAGAUUUAUGGAAGACACACUAAUGGCCCUUCAUCCAUCCAAGAGAGUUGUGAUUGGUUUAAAAUGAGUCUAGAAGAACUGAAUGUGGAGUGCUAUAAAGAAAUCCACAGCCAUCAAGAAAAGGCUAUAAAUUGCAUAGUAGAAACAGUUCGCUAUGACCGUCUUGCCGCCCACGGUCUGCAACUUGGACCCGUCACCAGAGCAAACCCUUUGGUGACAAGGUAUUUUACCUUCCCAUUUGAAGACAUGUCCAUGGAGCAGGAAAAACAGCUACUGGAAAAUCCUAAUGAAGCUUGUCAUUUGAUGGCUCAUAAUGGAUGGGUCAUGGGAGACAACCCCCUCAAGAACUUUGCAGAGCCAGGGUCUAACGUGUAUAUCAGAAGAGAACUUGUUUGCUGGGGUGACAGCGUUAAACUUCGCUAUGGUGACAAACCCGAGGACUGUCCGUACUUGUGGGCUCACAUGAAGAAAUACACAGAGAUCACAGCCAAACAUUUCUCCGGUGUGCGUCUGGAUAAUUGCCACUCCACACCCAUUCAUGUGGCUGAGUAUAUGUUGGCUGUUGCUCGUGAACACAGGCCUGAUCUGUAUGUUGUGGCCGAGCUCUUCACGGGCAGCGAGGAGCUGGACAAUGUCUUUGUCACUAAGCUUGGCAUUACCUCCCUUAUCCGAGAGGCCAUGAGUGCCGGUGACAGCCAUGAGGAGGGGCGGCUGGUGUUUCGCUUCGGAGGUGAACCUGUGGGGUCUUUUGUACAGCCAAACCUCAGACCUUUGAUCCCGUCUGUCGCUCACGCCAUGUUUCUGGAUGUUACCCAUGACAAUGAAUGUCCCAUACAGGUACGUUCGGUACAUGAUGCUUUACCCAGUUCUGCUAUCGUCUCUAUGGCCUGCUGUGCCACAGGCAGCACUAGAGGAUACGAUGAGCUCGUACCUCAUCAGAUUUCAGUAGUAAAAGAGGAGCGUUUUUACCCCAAGUGGAACCCUAAUCUGUCAUCCUCCUCUGUUGGUGAGGUGAACCUGCAAACCGGUAUUAUAGCUGGAAAAUUGGCACUCAACAAACUUCAUCAAGAUCUGGCAGAGAAGAGCUUCACUCAGGUUUAUGUAGAUCAACUAGAUGAAGACACGGUUGCAAUAACCCGGCACUGCCCGAGCACACAUCAGUCUGUCGUGUGUGUGUCUCGUACGGCCUUUAAAAACCCUGAAACACACCAGUACAGAGAACAGCUGCCCCCCCUGUACAUUCCAGGUAAAAUCGAGGAGGUGGUUUUAGAGGCGAGAACAGUGGAGAGAAACGCUGAGUCAUUUGUGGAAGAUGAGAAGUUCAUCAAUGGCAUGCAGAAGUACACGGUUGAAAUCUGUCAACACCUACAGGUAAAGGAUAGCGAAAUCGUCAGAUGCGGAACGGCUACCACAAAGGACCGCAACGAGUUUGUCGAAGAGAUUUUGUUCGAAAAGCUCACCCCCGGUAGUGUUAUUGUAUUCAGAGUGAGUCUCGAUCCAAACUCUCAGAACAUGGUCGGCUUCCUGCGGACUCAGCUGUCACAGUUUAACCGGAUCUAUAAAUCCCGAAGUUUGACUGACAGGAAUGUUCCAGGCAUCUUAAAAAUCGCACUUGAGUUUUUAAUGUCCAAGCUGACUUUGGCCGAGCUGAACGUGUUAUUGUUCCGCUGUGAGGCUGAGGAACAGGAAGAUGGAAGUGGCUGCUACAAUAUCCCAUCCUGGAUGCCUCUGAAGUACGGUGGCCUACAAGGUCUAGUGUCUGUGUUGUCUGAGAUUCGUCCCAAAAAUGACCUGGGACAUCCUUUCUGUGAAAAUCUCAGACAAGGUGAUUGGAUGAUCGAUUAUGUGAGCACUCGAUUGUUGAAAAGAAGCGGAGCUCUGCGGGAGGUGGGAAAAUGGUUCAGCUCCAUCUUUACAUACCUCAAGCAUAUUCCACGAUAUCUAGUGCCACGAUAUUUCGAUGCCAUCAUCAUUGGGGCCUAUGCCACAGCUAUAGACGCUGUAUUCAAGCAGAUGUCCAGCUUUGUUCAGAAUGGCUCGACUCUGGUCAAGCUGUUGGCUCUGGGUUCGGUUCAGAUGUGCGGGGUGGGUCGCGUGCCAACACUGCCCUCCCUGUCCCCUGAACUUGAAGACGUCCCGGUUCGUCUAAAUGCUGUCGCCAAUAAAGAGGAGCAGUGUUGUGUUUCUAUUGCUGCAGGUCUGCCUCAUUUCUCCACGGGUAUCUUCCGCUGCUGGGGCCGAGACACUUUUAUAGCUCUUCGUGGUCUCAUGCUCUUAACAGGGAGAUAUGUUGAGGCCAGAAACAUCAUCCUGGCCUUUGCGGGCGCGAUGCGCCACGGUCUGAUCCCCAACCUGCUUGGUCAGGGCGUGGCAGCACGGUAUAAUUGCCGUGAUGCGGUAUGGUGGUGGCUUCAGUGUAUUCAGGACUACUGCAGCAUGGUGCCAGAUGGUAAAGACAUUCUAACGUGCCCUGUGUCACGUAUAUUUCCCACAGAUGAUUGUGAGCCACACCCACCUGGGACAGUGGACCAUGACCUGCCAUUGUAUGUGGUCAUUCAAGAAGCAAUGCAGCGACAUGCACAGGGAAUAGAGUUCAGAGAGAGCAACGCCGGGCCACAGAUCGACCAAAACAUGAGAGAUGAAGGAUUUAACGUGGAGGCCAAAGUAAAUCCAGAGACGGGUUUUGUUUACGGUGGAAAUCGCUUCAACUGUGGGACGUGGAUGGACAAAAUGGGAGAGAGUGACAAAGCACACAAUAAAGGUGUCCCGGCCACACCCAGGGACGGAUCUGCGGUUGAGAUUGUGGGUCUUAGUAAGUCAGCAGUGCGCUGGCUUAUGAUGAUGAAUGAGAACGGUUAUUUCCCAUACUCCUCUGUUACCAUACACAGAGAUGGUGUAGAACAGGCAUUGUCUUAUAAAGAGUGGAACCAAAAGAUCCAGGAGAAUUUUGAAAAUAUGUUUUACAUAUCCGAUGACCCUGCGGACCCGAAUGAGAGUCACCCCGACCUGGUCCACAAAAGAAACAUUUACAAAGACAGUUACGGUGCCUCCAGCCCCUGGUGUGAUUACCAGCUCAGGCCCAACUUCACCAUCGCCAUGGUUGUGGCACCGGAGUUGUUUACGGUGGAGAAAGCUUGGGCGGCUUUGAAGAUCGCAGAAAAGAAGCUGUUGGGUCCAUUGGGGAUGAAAACACUUGACCCAGAUGAUAUGGUGUACUGCGGUUUCUAUGACAACGCCUUGGAUAAUGACAACUACUACUGUGCAAAAGGAUACAAUUAUCACCUAGGACCUGAAUGGAUUUGGCCGGUCGGAUACUUCUUACGAGCGAAACUUUAUUUUGCUAAAAAAAUUGGCCCAGAAAUGUACAACCAAACCGUGUGCCUGGUGAAGAACGUUCUGUCGAGACUUAAUGCCCAUCUCGAAAGAUCACCUUGGAAAGGUUUACCAGAGCUGACCAAUGAAAAUGGAGAGUACUGCCAUUUUAGCUGUAAAACGCAGGCCUGGUCUAUUGCCACUGUUCUUGAUGCCCUGUAUGAUCUAUGAUGUCAUACAAUGUAAAUCCUGGCGAUUUCUUGCCAUCAGCAGAGAUGUUUUGGUGUUUCAUCGAAACAAAAACAUGUUUUGUGUGCAUGAACAAACUUUUGGAGAGGUUUAGAAACAGUUUUAUGGUUUGUAACAUUUGUUAACCUUUUACAUAAAAUAAUAUAUUCCUGGCAAUUGAAUACAAUUUUCUGAUAUUUAUUCUGUAUUCUUUAGAUUCAUAAAAUGAAAACUUCUAUUAAAAAAAUUAAAAGUUUGUCAUAUUUUUAAACUACAAGAUACCAGUGUCUCCUUUUUGCAAAGUCAUGGUUGUUAACAUUCCUAAGUGCAACAAAAGCGCAUUGUAUAGCCUUCACGGA